This is a messenger RNA of Lactuca virosa, 291 nucleotides long. The record is from the annotation of a GenBank genome assembly. Lineage: Eukaryota; Viridiplantae; Streptophyta; Magnoliopsida; Asterales; Asteraceae.
AUGGAUGACGUUCAUGAAGCUGUGGAAAAGCCUAGAGAAGAAGUUCAUGAUGUUGUGGAAGAACCUAGAGAAGAAAUUCAUGAUGUUGUGGAAGAACCUAUAGAAGAAGAAAUUGAACGACAAGUGCCAGAUGAUAUGCCUUGUAUAGAUGAAGGCAUAGCCAUCUUCAUUGUUUUUCCGUCGAUACAAGUCUGGCGUGCUCUUCUCCUAAUCGAUACAAGUCUUUUCAACCUGGGGAGUGGGGACCAUCCCAAACCUAUGUUUCUUGGUCGAUUGGAAUAUGAGACAUGA